UUGCGUCACAUCCAAAUAGAAGGCUUGCUCUGUACUUAAGAGCUCUCUGUUUUCUCCUUCCUUCGUGUAUACACACACCAUUUUGUGUUUUUGUUUCUGAAACAAUGACGGUCCAAAAGGCAUUCGUUGCAAUGCUUAUUGCAUCCUUUCUACUAGUCCAUUUCGUUAAUGCUCAAAAGGUUGACUACAGCAAGCCACCAGCAUCAGCCCCUCAAGGUCCACAGCCACUAGAUUGCAUAGGAGCUUGUAAAUAUCGGUGCAGUGAGUCGUCUAGGCAAAAUCUAUGCAACAGAGCAUGUGGAAGCUGCUGCCAUAGAUGCCACUGUGUGCCACCAGGGACUUCUGGAAAUUAUGAAGCAUGCCCUUGCUAUUUCAAUCUUAUGACUCAUAACACCACCCGCAAAUGCCCUUAAUCCCUUCUUCUUAGUUUUUAAAUUUGUUCCCCAAAGGAAGUCCAUUUUAAAAAAAAAACACAAAAAAACAGAGUGUAACUUCCAAUUCAAUUCAAUGUUCCUUCUGUUUACGAAGCUUGUGAUGCAAUAAUACAUAAGUAUUUAUAACUUGUUCAUAAUGA
Messenger RNA from Solanum pennellii, 574 nucleotides. RefSeq names its product gibberellin-regulated protein 11-like. The record is from RefSeq and is a predicted model, not a curated record. The coding region runs from base 105 to 413 and encodes 102 amino acids. NCBI's taxonomy places the organism in Eukaryota, Viridiplantae, Streptophyta, Magnoliopsida, Solanales, Solanaceae. The transcript has 3 exons.